Molecule: messenger RNA, 282 nt
Organism: Stylonychia lemnae
Lineage: Eukaryota; Ciliophora; Spirotrichea; Sporadotrichida; Oxytrichidae
Source: the annotation of a GenBank genome assembly
AUGGGGCUCUUCCCAUUCUUACCAUGCGCAGGUGUCCUCUCUUCCAGUAACGAAGAUCAAGUCACCGGUUUGAACGAAGAUACCCUCCUUCUCGAGUCUCUCGAUUUGGCAUCUGCUGUCGAGGUUAACAAGGACGACCUUGGGUCCGUAGAGAGUGAUGUCGUUUUAUAAACAAGCUUCGUCGUGCUUUGCUUUGCAGGUAUAGUCGUAGUUAACUCUAUCACCGUAACCUUGAGCCUGUGCCAAUUGGUGGGUCUUGGUUUGUUCAAGUUUAGCUCCUGA